UUUUUUUGGAUCUUGUAUUAGUCCUAGCAGGAGUUUCGCAAGGUACAAGUAAAACCAAUAGGGGUUGCAAAGGGUAUCGCCAAGGAUGAGUGCUCCAUGUAAACAUUGGCUCUGUGUCCGCGGGAAGUGCUGCAAAUGCGGAUUAUACUUAAAGCGUGUAACAGUUCCUACAAGGGUAAGAGAUACAAAUUUCCCUGAAUGCCGCCACUGGGUUGCUCAACGAGGAUUCUGUUGCCGAUGCGGUGAACAGGUGGAGGAAGAAGAUGGGAAACCUUUCGAGUACAUCUCCGAGAGUGCACAGCUGAGCCACAAAUAUGUAACAGCCAUGAAGAAGCAAAAGUCUGGUAUCGGGUUUGGGCAGAGGAAGCUUCACUUGGUUCUCGGUCUGCACCACACACUUUUGGAUAGCUGUCACAUCGCCCGGCUUGCAGACGGAGACAAGCAUCUCGUUGAACAGGUUGGCGUAAGGGAUGAUCUGGGGCGUUUCAUCAAGGGCUAUGCGUGUAGUGACGUGUUGGUCAAGUUACGGCCUUUCGUUCACCAGUUCCUACGCGAGGCAGACGAGCUGUUUGUGAUGCAUGUGUACACAAACCUUAGCCGAAGCACUAGUCGCAGCCUCGUCAAGAUGCUUGAUCCGCUGCGUAUAUUCUUUGGGCACCGCGUCAUCGUCGAGGAAGACACUCCAGAUGACCACAAGACUCUUGGUCUUGUAUUGGCUCAAGAACGUGGCGUGGUAAUCGUCGAUUGGGUAAGACCAGCGUGGGAUCCCAAAGAUAGAAGAAACUUGGUUCAGAUCAAACCAUACAGAUAUUUUAAACCCAACCCUCUUGGAACGCCCAAGAUCCUUCUCAACUUGCUCAAGAACAAACUGUUCAAAGUUGAGUCAGAUCCGGAGAAAAAGAUGCCUGAUGAUCAAAGUGAUCAAGACACAGCUUUGAUGGAUCUUCUCAAAUCCCUCAAGGAUCUUCACCGCAGAUUCUUUAAUGGCCCAUCUUACGACGUCAGGAUCUUAUCAGCUGUGGAUGAAAGCAGUUACGUGGAGAAUAAUAAUCUCAUACCUUUCGAUUUCCUAUCCAAGGGCUUGAAAUUGAGCCCUCAAUACGUUGGUUUUAUGAAGCGCCAUGUCAUGAUAAAAACUUUACAAGAGAAGAAGAAGCUUCACUUGCUCCUUGGUCUACGAGGCACACUCUACGACUACAGUAGAAUUUCUCAAUUAUCCGAUAGCGAGAAGCAUCUGAUCGGACAAGUAGAUUCAAGGGACGAUCUUUGGCGGAUCACCGCACAGUCCCAUGAAGGGUUGAUAAAAUUGCGCCCUUUUGUAGCCGAAUUCUUGCGUGAAGCAAACAAGUUGUUCACGCUACAUGCUUACUCGCUUGCCCGGCCAGAACACUCCGAUUAUAUGCUCAAGUUGCUUGAUCCGGAUCAAACCUACUUUGGCCGUCGCGUCAUCUGCAGUAGAGACACUUGGAUGAAAACACUUGACCUUGUCUUGGUCGACGAACGUGUCCUGGUUGUCAUGGAUGAUCAAUGUUCAACUUGGUGGACGGACCAUACCAACCACUUGCUUCAGAUCACGAGUUACCGUUAUUUCCAAAGACCCACGACGACCCAACACAAUGGAUUGAUUGCAAAUCUUUUCAACUUCCUUAAGGCAAACUUGUUGGGAUAUCGUUGCCACCAUUUGGCUCCAAAAUCUUCAUCGGAGGAGAAUAUAGAUGAGACUGAAGAGGAUGGAGGAUUGGCCAAUGCUCUCAAGUUCCUCAGGAAUCUUCAUCAACGAUUCUUCGACGGAGAAUAUCAAGACGUGAGGAUGUUGCUUCAUACAUAAUCAUUUCAACAAUAUGAAGCCCAAAGCUAGGCCCAUAUUUAGCCUAACAAAACUUGUUGAAAUUU
Messenger RNA from Arabidopsis arenosa, 1893 nucleotides. The record is from the annotation of a GenBank genome assembly. Lineage: Eukaryota; Viridiplantae; Streptophyta; Magnoliopsida; Brassicales; Brassicaceae.